AUGCCUAUUAAUUUAACCACACAAGAUGCUCUACCACAUACAAUAUACGUGGAUAAGGCGAACCGACCACCGCCGCCAGCAGGUCUUCAUUUGGAGGAGACCAGACAACCACAACUCAUCGCUAUUGCGGUCCUGACAUGGCUUGCAGCUGUGGUUUCUGUUAUACUUCGCAUCUUCAGGCGAAAAGUAAGGAACAACCCGAUAUGGCUGGACGAAUGGGUUAUUAUUGCCUCCCUGCCCUUUGCUACGGCCUUGGUUUUUAGUUUAGCUGGUUAUGGUGUUAGUAAAGGCCUGGGGAGACACCUCUGGGUGACAGCUCCGGAAUCGCUAUACGCUUGCGCCAUCGUCAUGCUUAUUUCUCAAAUAGCCUACCCAGUAGCGGUAAUACUUGUUAUUGCCAUUCGAUGUCAACCAGUGUAUGCGUUUUGGGCCCAGCUUGACACUGGAAAACCCGUACCUCUGGAUAGCUACAACUGUCACAUUCCUCCUAAAGCUUUCUUAGUAGGCAACGCGAUCCCAACUCUCGUUACUGAUUUACUAUUGCUAUUACUUCCCUUACCUAGCAUCUGGGGCCUUCGGCUACCCCGUCCUAAAAAGAUUGGAAUAGUCGCGGCCUUUGGUAUCGGCCUGAUUAGUGUCCUUAUUGUUUCCAUUGUUAGACUUAAUUUUCUCGCCGGCCACAUUUUUCAAGACCCUGACAUAACCUGGAAUUCUACCCAAGUUAUUCUCUGGUCUGCCGCCGAAGCCAAUGUCGGCAUCAUGUGUGUAUGCCUACCGCUGCUUUUACCGGUUUUAUCAAAACUGAAGCGCGGACAAUUUUUUGGUGCUGAAAGAAGGCGUAGUAGAGGCGCUGGAACUACGAUUCAGUUUAGGGAUCGCGACAUCUACCGGCUCCGGGACGAGACACAGCAUGGUGCGCGUUAUGCCAAGGUGGAGGGCGCCAAUAGCGGUGGUACCAGCUCUGAGGCCCAUUUGUUCCAUAUUGCUGAGGAAUAA
Molecule: messenger RNA, 996 nt
Organism: Pochonia chlamydosporia 170
Lineage: Eukaryota; Fungi; Ascomycota; Sordariomycetes; Hypocreales; Clavicipitaceae
Exons: 6
Coding region: 1-996 (331 amino acids)
Source: RefSeq, a predicted model, not a curated record